Messenger RNA from Amoebophrya sp. A25, 4450 nucleotides. The record is from the annotation of a GenBank genome assembly. NCBI's taxonomy places the organism in Eukaryota, Dinophyceae, Syndiniales, Amoebophryaceae.
AGCCUCAGCCAGGGGGCUUAGAUGAACAUGGAUGAGCAGUGCCAACUUUUUAGUAAUACCUGUUCCAGAUUUAGUCCUCUACAAAAUGUAACCUGGUGUUUUCUAGAAGUAGAAGACUGUGUUCUACAACAAGUCGCGAUAGCUUCAGGGUGUUGUAAGCAUAUUCAUCCUUACUAAGUUUGUGUUUGUGGUAGCAAUAACUGUCAUCUUUCAACAGUAGAAGACAAACAAAUCAUGACGGAGACGUCUCCUCUGCACGCCACGGAAAGGCGUCCUGCGGAGAUCCGCGUCCACGAGAUUACAAGUUUGAGCGAUCUCGGCUUCCCUUCUGCGAACAUUCCCAACACGUUCAUCACCGGCGUUCACGAGAAGGCCCUCGAUGAACUUCAUGGAGAUUCUGACUCAGGAGUUUCCGAUAUUGACCUCGAGAGCGCCAUUGUGGGUUCCACAGGGCAAGUUUACAAUAAGAUAAUUAAGCCCGGCGACUGCGUUCUGGUGGAUAUCAUCUUGGAUUGCGGUACUGAAGGACAAGUAAAGGGUGGGCCAAAGCAAAUUGACGAGGUAAAAAAGAGUCUUUCACCGGGAUCGUCACCAAGCGACAAGCGUGCCAAUUCUCCGGCGAAGCGGGUACUUGCUAACACUUUUCUCAUUAACGCUAUAAUUUUAUUUUGGAUGGAAGUUUCCGUUUCAGAAGCGAUUAUGAUUUAACUCAUCUACAGCGACGACCAAUACUGCUUACCUACGUAAAAUCCCGAGCCCCGUAGUUCACGUUCGCCCUCGUAAUUUCUUCGACAGGCUAAAAACGCUGCUGUCGAGAAUGGUAAAGAUCAUGUCGACGCAUCCAACGACUCAAAGCGUGGUGGCUUUUCAGAGUCGCGGAGACCGACGAUGCCUAAUCUCGAUGGAUCGCAGACGAACGAAGAGACAAUGGCUACUCAUAGCGGGAAGAAAAGCUAUUACAGUGCGCUAAAUCGUGCCGGUCCUCGCGGAAUUUUGCACUUUCGUCCCUCGCAGACAACAGCAGCGAUCGUCACAUGCGGCGGCUUGUGUCCCGGACUUAAUGCAGUGAUUCACCAUAUCGUAAACACACUUUGGCACUCCUACGACGUCCGCAGGAUUAUGGGCAUUCGUGGAGGCUUUCAUGGCAUGACCAAAUUUGGUGGCGAAAAGGACUUCGCUCAAGAUCUCUUCGGUACUAGGCCAGCAAGAAGCGGACGAAGGGCAUCAGAGGUACUCGCACAAUCGCUCCUGAAAAAAAGCGCAUUCCCGUAUCAUGUUGAUCAGAAGAAACCUAUUCUGAACUAAAAUGUUUGACUAGAUGAAGUCUCAUGUACUAGGCAUCGGUAUCCUUGUUCUAUCUAUUAAUAGUAUCUUCCAGGCAUGUAUUUGUAUACACCAGAAUCUGAAUUUCGCAGGUAUCUCCAGCCCAUGCGGAUGAAGCCCUGAAUGAAUCCGGGAUAGGCCAGACUCCAACGGGACGAGAUCGAAUGUUUUGUCGAUCAGGGUCGAUUAUGCGACUCGGUGGAAACCAGUUUGAUCCCAUUCGAUUGACACCGAGAGUUGUUCACGACAUCCAACAUCUUGGAGGCACGAUUCUUGGCGCAACCCGCGGCGGCUUCGAUAUCGACAAAAUCUCAGCCUUCAUAGGUAUCACUGAUAAGAUAUAUUUUGAACUCGCUUGAGUAGGAGGAGCUGGCGCUGGGUGCGACUUUUCACCUCUUAAUGAUUACGUUUUUGUAGUCUUGUGGGUGUGGCAGCACAGCCUUAUAGUAAUGGUUCAAUAUUAUGACUCCAACUCCAACUGAAGCAACCACAUUGAAUUAUGAGUUUUUGCACCAUCCACGAAAAACGCAAAAAAACUUCCAACAGAGAAGAACAACAUUGACAUGCUUUUCAUUGUCGGAGGCGACGGCACGCAUCGUGGGGCUUACCGAAUAUCACAGCACUGCAUAGAAACACUCAAGAAUUGUGCUGUAUGCGGCAUACCAAAAACCAUUGAUAACGACAUCGGUCUUAUCGACCGAUCCUUCGGCUUUCUAACGGCUGUUGAGGAAGCGAAAAAAGCGAUCAGAAGUGCUAAGGUGGAAGCGGCUUCGAACAUGCCGAACGGAAUCGGCAUUGUUAAGCUCAUGGGAAGAAGUGCAGGGUAUUUCUGCUAGAAAAGAGAUAUACCUGACUUUCGCUCUGCUGCUGAAGCGUCGUGGCAUUUUCGGUAGAAGUAGUGUAUCUCUAUCUUCAACUCCCAGCACCAGUGAGUCGCCUUCGUCAUGAUCGAUUUCUUAAAACAACAACUAGGCUACGCAAUAUUUUUUCUUUUUUUUUGUACACCUCAAAAUAAGAUACAUAUCCGCUUUGUCGACUAUCUCAAUGGGCUCGAGCGUCGAUUUGUGUUUGAUUCCCGAAGUCCCUGUGGUGCUCGAGGGUGAGAAAGGCGUGUUACCACAUCUAGCACGGGUACUACAUACUCGAGGACACGCGGUUGUCGUCGUUGCUGAGGGCGCUGGUGAAGAGCUCAUGGGUUCGGCGGCAGAAACCGAUAAAUCCGGCAACAAAAAGCUGCCAGCUAUUGGUACUGCGACAUCAGUCAACUUGUUUUCUAGUUUUUUCAGAAAUCCGCGUCAUGGUCAUGUAGAUUGUUCACUCUGAUGCUCUGCAGAAUCCAUCUUUUUUGUUCUUUCUCUGCAGCUUCGCUCCUUUUACUAGCAGGUCGUGCCACUUCUAGAAGUAGUCUUUAUUCAUCAUAUUCAUAUGAAUAUGAUCCGUCUUGAUCUGUCUAACCAACCAGGUGAGUUCAUGACGAACGCGAUCAAGAACUAUUUCAAGAAGCUUGAGGAGGAGGUGACCGUGAAGUACAUAGAUCCUUCCUAUAUGAUCCGCUCCGUUGGGCCGAACUCUCUGGAUGCCUACGAUUGUAUGGUACUUUCAUCGGGCGCCGUUCACGGAACGAUGGCAGGGCUUACAUUAAGGCUCAACUUUCCUUGGUCACCAUGUAGAUUGGGGUCACUGAGAUCGAAGAGGGGCCCCCUUGAGAGAACAUGGGAAAACUAAGGGGCAACAAGUAGAGUAGAGAGGUGUGGGACCCCUCCCGUUCAGAGUCAGUGACCACUGACAGCUGGCCUUUAAUUAGAGGCUUUACUGUUGGGAUGGUAAACAACCACAGUUGCACUAUCCCGAUUCCGCUGAUUGAGCGUCUCUCACCGCGUACGCUGAACCCGAAAGGUCGCACUUGGGAGCGCGUGCUUGCUAUCACACAUCAACCUGUUCCCUAAACCUAAAGUAUGAAGAACGGAAAAAGUGUACUCAUACUCACAGAGUUAUCUACUUUUCUACUUAAAACCUACCUAAUUUCGUGAGGAUGAGUACACUUUUUCCUGUCAUCUGAAGAAAUGACAUUGACCUGGUUUGCCAGCAUCCUCAGAACACGGCUAUAGCAUCACAAAAGCAAGUUCUUAAUGCAAGAACUACAGCGGAACGCGUGCGUAUCGAUGGCUCAUUAAGGGUGUCGACGCUGCAGGCACACUACGUCGAAGAGAAGACCGGUUCUUUGUCUGCCACGAUCGUUGACUUCGUCCUGGCCCUGGUUUUUUGUAGGUGCAACCUUGAGGCAGAGGUAAUGCAAAGAUUAUAUAUAUGGUGCCUCCGUAAAGAAACAAGUCCGACUAUUUUUCGUGCACCAAAUGAAGUCGAGGCGCUCUCGUUUAUGGGGGAUCAGAGCACACAGCAGGUGCGUGUCGAAUCUUGUGCAUGCUGGAAACACGUGCAGCGCCUACUCCGCGUUCACCUUUUUUUACACGAAUUAUCAGCAUGAGAAUUGAUGAACAAGCAAGGUGAUGCUGCAAUCAUGCCAAUGCCUAGUAGCAGUUCAUAAACAACAACAUAAACGCAAUCGCAUUUUGAAAUAUUUUGAAUCGCCAGCUCUUGUUACACAAGGAAGUGAAAUAUGGAAGGUUCCUGUUAUAGUCAACGCAGCUAGAACUAGCAGAGAGAAUUUGUAGAGCCAAAGGCCGACUUGCCGACAAGAAUCAGAGGCUCAGUAGGAUGUAGGACGUCUACAGUUGUCGCGAGGCGUAACUCAUCUUGAUCUCAAUCUAUUCAUCAUGGGUCCUCGUUCAGGUACAAGGAAAUACAACUUCUUCUGCUUACAGGGAUACAUAUCCGAUAUGGUGUAGCAGUAGACGGAUCAUGCAUCGUUCUCUUUUUUCCGUAGUACAAUCUGAAACGUGUCGACAUGCACAUCAAGCACAUUCUUCAAGCGGACAGUGACAAGUUUUCUUCAAGAAAAUGUUUAGUGUAUGUUUUCUGCUUCUGAAUGAAGCGUUUUUCUCUGGCCCAUGUUAACAAAAUCGAUUAUACGAAGUGACGCUGGAAGAUGGACAAAAGGCCUCUGCGCUGAUUCUCGCCGAUUUGCCGACUCACUUAUGCUUCUCUCUCCUCUCUCUCCGGCUGAAUG